Messenger RNA from Desarmillaria tabescens, 1313 nucleotides. RefSeq lists its product as uncharacterized. The transcript is spliced from 6 exons. NCBI's taxonomy places the organism in Eukaryota, Fungi, Basidiomycota, Agaricomycetes, Agaricales, Physalacriaceae. The record is from RefSeq and is a predicted model, not a curated record. The coding region runs from base 465 to 1313 and encodes 282 amino acids.
AGGGGAUGCAUCAUGGUACCCCUUACCCGUUCGAAGUUUACUGAUGAGAUUUGGUGACUACGCAGCGACGGAAUCAAUGUUGUAAUUACUCAACUAAACGUGUUUGUUCACAAUAGUCUUUUGUUUCAAGGUCUCUCAUCCCAUAUGGCGCCUAUCCUUGCACCCCUUCACCGUAUUCGUGUGAUUUCUUUGCGACGAGCAUGACAUUCGUGAAAGGGAGCCUCUGCCUGACAUGACACGUGUGCAAGAGCCAGUAGAUAUAACGGCUGCCCCGAGGACAUGAACUUUCGUCGCAAUGCUGACGGGUAUCAGGGAAGGCAGGUCAUUUUGCAACGUAAAUCCACCAUUUACCGCAUACAUCGGGAUACCGUCUCGCUGAAUAAGACCAGGUGUUUAUGAAAUCUAGGUGACGACCACUGGAAUAAAAGGUGUUACGUCCAGAGGCUACUCUGCAUUCCUCAAACAUGGCAGAGCUUCAUGUGGCUACUGUGAUGUCUCUUUGUGGACGAGUAGGCCUUGUUACAGGCGGAGGAACUGGAAUAGGAUUUAUGAUUGCGAAAGCCUUUGCUGCAAACGGGGCGAAAGUAUACAUCAAUGGGUGUAGGCAGGAUGUGCUAGAGCAAGCCGCGGCAUCAGUUACAGGCGUCCCAGGAUCUAUUAUUCCGAUCCGUAUGGAUGUCACUGACGAAGAAAGUGUCAAAGCUGGAGCCAGGCACAUUGAAGGAAUGGACGGCAAACUUGAUAUCCUUGUUAACAAUGCAGGAUUUGCAGGAUCUCUUCGCGACCCAGGCUUCAUCGCGAAGAAGCUCGCAGCGGCAGAUCCAUUUGAACCUGAAACCAUCCAAAACUGGGCAGAUAUAUUUGCACUCAACACGAUUGCCCCGUUCUUCGUCGUACACACUUUCCAAGCCCUCCUCGUCAAAGGAGCUCGGUCCCGCCCCCAGGGCACAUCCAGUGUCAUCAACAUCAGCAGCGCGGCAGCCAAGAUGGACUCAACGAGCCCUCUGUCCAUACAACGUAACGAAAGCUUGAAUAAGCUCACACUUGUUCUGGCAACGAGUUUUGCUGGGAGGGAUAUUCCGAUCCAUGUGAACGUGCUGGCUCCAGGCGCGUUUGCGUCACAACUGAUCGGUCCUGAGGUCUUGGAAGCGAUCAAGACUGAGCCAAUGCCUGGGUUAGUCGCGCCGAUUCCUGCGAAGAGACAGGGAAAUGAGGCGGAGAUGGGGGUGUCGACAGUCUAUUUAGCUGUGUCUGACUAUACGAACGGAGCGAUUUUGAGCAUUGAUGGUGGAUUAUCGCUGGUAAAUCCUUAA